AUGGGAUUUCAUCACCCUAAUGCUUCAGAUUUUCGGUUUCAGAAGCUCUUAUCAUUGCUCAGUUGCAGCAUUGCUGGAAAGACAUAUUUUUCUCUAUUCUCAUCAAUGGUAGGAGCUUCGGUUUUUUCAAGAGUACUAGAGGACUUCGCCAGGAAGAUCCUCUCUCCCCUUCUAUCUUCAUCCUUACUUUCUAACGUGAAAAUCCUUCUCAGAUUUAUCAAAAUCUAUGAAAAUUCUUCAGGCCAAAAGGUUAACACUGCUAAAACCAUCUUCAUUGCUCCCAAGAAGACCUCCAGAAGCAAAGCUCGGCGUCUCUCUGCUAUUUCAGGCUUCUCCCAAGGGUUCUUCCUAACAACCUACCUGGGUGUCCCCAUCUCCAAAGGCAAAAUAUCCAGACCGAUGUUGCAGCAAUUAGUCCAAAAAAUCACCAUCAUGAUCGAAGGAUGGAAAGCUAAGCUCCUCAACCCUGCUGCUAGACUGGUGUUAAUCAAACACGUCCUUUCGAGCAUCCCCAUUCAUCUCCUGUCAGCAAUCAACAUUCCAAAAUCAAUCAUUAGAUCGAUUGACAGCUCCAUCGUAAAUUUUUUCUGGGGAAGUUUAGCUCACGGCAACAAGCACCACUGGAUAAGUUGGGAGAAAAUUUGUGCACCUCAGCAAGAAGGGGGGCUAGGAAUCAUGAGGAUUGAGGAAGUUAUGCGAGCGCUUCGCAUUAAAAUGGCUUGGAAUCUUCUGAAAGGUUCAUCACUUUGGGCUGGUUUAUUCUCGGCAAAGUAUCUUUGGAAGUUCCUCUCCAAUCAUGGCAGAUUAGGCGUUGUCAUCUUUCCUAGCUGGAAGGAAAUAGCCAGAGUAUUACCGUUCACCCUCAAACACUCUAAAUGGCUUUUAGGCAUGGGCAACGUCAGUUUUUGGUUUCAUAAUUGGUCAAGCAACGGGAUAUUGGCUGGUGCUGUCGUAACUAUAAUUCCUCGCCACCUGCUGUAUGCCACGGUCAGUGAUUUCAACCCCAUUUCAGGCUGCAUGCAGCUUGCAGAUGUCCAAGACAUAAUCACCCCUUCAGCUAUGGCGGUCCCUAUUGAUACUGCGAUCCAGAGGUUUGGAGUGUCACUUGCAUCGAAGUGUGAAUGCUACAGGAAUCGGCAAUCAGCAGACCCAAUGCAAUUCGCUUCGAAUCUAGCAGACCGGUGCCGCUCGCAGCCUCAGUUUGCUGCUACUCUCCACUCGAUCAGUGUCUUGCCGAGACCGUUGUUUCCCCCUAAUCACCUUUCAGGCACUGCUGUCCCCAUUGGACAGGGAGCAGAAGAAAGCAUCGCCCAUCUGUUCUAUCAGGGCCAAACAGCCAGCCGGAAAUUGCCUUUCUCAACACUCUCCACAUCACCAAUGGGUUGGUUGAAGCUUAACAUUGAUGGCUCAUCUAGAGGUAACCCAGGGGAGAGUGGAGGUGGAGGAGUUUGCAGGGAUCACUCAAGCAACCUCAUUUUUGCAUUUCAUAGAUACUACAGCACUGCCUCCAACACAAUCACUGAAACCCAAGCCAUGCUUGAUGGAUUGAACAUUUGCUCAUAUCUGGGCCUGACCAACAUUAUCGUGGAGUCUGACUCAAAGCUUAUUGUGGAAGCAAUGGAUGACCUUCUUUCAUCCAUUCCUUGGAAAUUUUGA
Molecule: messenger RNA, 1656 nt
Organism: Magnolia sinica
Lineage: Eukaryota; Viridiplantae; Streptophyta; Magnoliopsida; Magnoliales; Magnoliaceae
Exons: 4
Coding region: 1-1656 (551 amino acids)
Molecular function (GO): RNA-DNA hybrid ribonuclease activity; nucleic acid binding
Source: RefSeq, a predicted model, not a curated record